Messenger RNA from Nothobranchius furzeri (turquoise killifish), 6759 nucleotides. RefSeq names its product leucine-rich repeats and transmembrane domains 2a (gene lrtm2a). NCBI's taxonomy places the organism in Eukaryota, Metazoa, Chordata, Actinopteri, Cyprinodontiformes, Nothobranchiidae. The record is from RefSeq and is a predicted model, not a curated record. Gene Ontology annotation, cellular component: extracellular matrix. Gene Ontology annotation, molecular function: protein binding.
CAUCUCUACCUCCCUCAUCUCCCUCUUACCUUUAGAUUUUUUGACAGACCACCUCAUUUCUCUCCCUGCUUCCCACUCCUGCCUCCCCCCUUCUAUUUCCCCCUCACCCCUCUCUUGGCUUUCACUCUCGCAUUAUCUCUCGCUCUGUAUUCCACCUCCCUCAUCCUCUCUCUGUCACUGCUGGAGAGCUGCAGGCAGACACAGGCAGCAUGCACUAAUGUUACUAUAUUUGACAAAGCACACACACACACACACACACUCACACGGCUGCAUACACACACAGAAAAGAAAAGCAACCAGCACUUUCAGACACAUGGGAGACGAGCUCAUACACAUUGGGACGCGUGCUGAGAGCUGGAAUCACAAACAUAGCGACACACAGAAAAGGCGAAGCGCAUGACGCCAGCAACCUAAUGCCGUUGUCGCUCUUUCUCUCUCCCAGACACGCUCUCCUUCUUUUUCACACACACUCACGCCUCUCAGACACACAGCAGCGCACGAGCCAGCAAGCAGGACAGCACUGGACAUGUCAUUCACGCGGGGAAAAGAUCAGAAGGAAAGGAUUAACUAUCUCCAGCCCUCUACAUCUAAGGAUCUUAUCCUCCCAUCACUCCUCUAAGCCUCUCUUUACCUCCGUUUUUCCAACAAUCCCUCUAUUUUUGAAAACAAUCCCUCCUUUUUCACCAAUCAUUGGGGUUUGGUGCCUGUACUGAAAGAAGGAUUAAUGCUCUGAUAUUCCUUUCACCACAAUCUUGAGCUGAUGGAUGGACAUUUCUGCUUCGAUGUUUCGUCCCUUGGGAAAUUCGUGAUCUUUUGUUUUUCAGACAGGGUUUUUGGAUGAAUGGGCGAUGACGGAAAGCUGCAAUACUGCUACUGACUGAAACAUUUGGUGAACAGACAAAGUGCACGCUGUGAGGGAGUAGGUGCUGAAAAUGUCAGCCUUUUGGCUGUUUCCUGGACAAAGAAAACACAAACCAAACGCACUGUGACAGGGAUGUUUGGGUUUGAAGGAAAAGCCCGAUAAAGGUGAUUGCUGCAGUUGUUCUCAGUCCCCGUCCCACAGGAGGCUGCAGGCAUGGCAGCUUGACCCUCUUCACCACCGCACUCCUCAGACAGAGGAAGGCCGCAGAGCCCUGUGUCAUGCCCCCUUACACCCACCCCCCUGGGGGCCAUGGCCUACCCGGACCUGUCUUCAGCAUCCUCAGCCUCCUGGCGACGCUGAUGUUGCCAGCCUCCUCCUGCCCUCCAUCCUGCUUCUGCUCGUCAGACAGCCUAGUGGUGGACUGCGGGGGCCGAGGACUCCACUCCCUCCCUCCUAUGCACCUCCUGCCUCCUAGGAGCCGCUCCCUACUGCUGGCCGACAACAAGAUCGCUUCACUGGGAGCCUCUGCCUUUGCUAACCUCUCCACUCUGGAGGAGUUGGAUCUCUCUAACAACUACCUGGAUAAUUUACCUGCUGGAUUGUUUAAAGACAUGUCAAACUUAACCAGACUGACUCUACGCAACAACUCACUGACAGUCACAGACAUGGACCUCUUCCAGGGUUUAGGUGGUCUCCAGAGUUUGGACUUGUCCUUGAAUGGCCUGUUCUCAAUUCCAAUAGGCCUUCUGGACGAGCUGCAGAGCCUGAGGUGGCUCUCACUGGCAAGUAACAGGCUUCAUGGUUUGGAGAGGGCAGCAUUUGAGCCGCUGGCCAACCUGCAACACCUGGAACUGGGACACAACCCCUGGGAAUGUGACUGCAACCUACGUGAUUUCAAACACUGGAUGGAGUGGCUGCUGUACCGAGGGGGCAAGGUGGACGAGCUGGAGUGCACGCUACCAAAAGAUCUGCGUGGGAGAGACAUCCGUAGCGUUCCCGUGGAAAUGUUCAACUACUGCCUCCAACUUGAAGAUGAGAACGGAGGAGGAGGGGGUGGCGAGGGUGCUCGUUCGGGACAAGGAGGCGGUCCUCCGUGCAGCAGGAGUGCUCUUAAUCCAAGUGGGGCGACACCAGUUUCUGACAACAGUGGCAACGCCGGUGACGCCUCUUCAAACACAGGAGGAGGAGCUGGGGAGGCCUCACCGGACUGCGUCCGAGCCCGUUACAGACCCGUGAGCGUGCGUCGUGCUAUCGGAACGGUGGUGAUCGCAGGCGUGGUGUGCGGCAUUGUUUGCAUCAUGAUGGUGGCUGCCGCCGCUUACGGAUGCAUCUACGCUUCUCUGAUGGCCAAAUACCAGAGAGAGCUGAAGAAAAGGCAGCCGCUAAUGGGAGACGGAGAGGCUGACGGGGACGAUAGGGACGAUAGGGAGGACAAACAGAUCUCCUCUGUGGCCUAAAAAACAAGAAUGAGACGGGGAAGGUUCGGCACGUCGAAGGGUGAAAGCACCGAAAAUAAAAGGGCUCAAAGAGGAGAGAGAUGGAAAAGCUUAGAGUUAGAGUAUCUCUCCCUCUGACUUCCAAACUGACACCUCUCUUCCAUUUUUUGUCUUCCUGUUUUCAUCCUCUAUUUUUAACCUUCUCCUGCUCUGUCCCUCUCUCCAACACACUCCCACACACACACACCUUAUCUGCUCCCUGAUUUUCUCUUCAAUUUUGGACCCAUUCUAUCUGCGGUAUUUGUUACCAAUUAUCCCUCCAAGUCGCCCACCAGCCACCUACUGCAGUUGAAUUUGCCAUUAUUUUGGCUGGCUGGUAAGAAACAUAUCACUGAAACACCCAUGCUGUAUGUUCAGUCAGUUUUUUGUAAAGCUAGACUGAAAAUUCAGGGAUUCAUAGCAUGUGUAGUGUUGAUUGGAGAAAUGCUAACAAGAUUUAGCUAAAUUUGUGCCAUCUUGUUUCUUUUUCUCAACCUCUACAAAGCCAGCGGUCGCCCAUGAGCACCAGGACCCCCAGCCCUAAACGUUUUCCUUUUUCUAUCCAUCUCCAGACCUAAUCCUCCUCUGGUUUUUCUCUUGAGACCCCAGGACAAGACCAAUAUAAAGAAAACUCUAACCUAUAACGCUGAAGGCGCUCUACAUGUCUAUCUUUGGACAGAAGGGAUGUGAACCGAUAUUUAUCAAAGGACUUCAAACAGAUGUCACCAAUUUUCAGGACCGUUUGAGGACUAAGAGCGAUCCUGAGGAGGGAACUGCGGACUGGCUAAAGAACCUCACCAGGCAGGACGAACACAAACAUAAAGUAGCAUUGACCUGAAGUUUUAUUUCAGCAUAAUUGUCCUCGUAAAGAAAAGCUUUUGUUAAUUUGAUGCUUGUAAAAUGAAUAUAAUUAAUGUCAAAAGCUUUUUGUCACAAUGGAAAAACGUCCGGGUCAGUCUUUCAUUUAAAGCAGAUGUUUUAUAUUCACCCUCUCCCCAAAAGUGAAUGUUUGCUAUGAAGGCAUGAACAACAAUCUCAGAGAACAUCAUCUCUAGUCAAAGAUUACAAAUCUCACAUAAGGACUACAAAGGUUAGACUCCUGCACUUUACUCUCCUCUUCUCCUUCUUUCUUUCAAAGACAAACAAACAGCCAAGAGGGAUUAUAAAGGAAGGGAUUAAACAUAAAAGCUGCUAUUUUACUGCCCUCAAUUAUUUAUCACUCUAUCCAUCUUUAUAUGCAGAGCUGGAAUGUUUUUCACGCUGUUUAAAGAAUUUCAUCUCAAUCCUUUAUUUUCAUCUCCUCUGCUCCAGACAUGUUUGUGUUUUCCUAAAACGUGCUGCAGUAUGCAAUGACAGUUGUCUCACCAUGUGUCUGGAUUCAGAAGUACUCUUUACUUGGCAGGGACUUUGAGUGCUUCACUUUGUGUUUCCAUUAGUAUCUUGAUUACAUCCCGAAAGAGUCACGUGCACUUUAUCAGCUUUUUGAUGUAAACGGUAAUCUCUUAAAUGAUUCAAGUAGCAUCUGUUGCAUAUUGCCUCCCUGGAAUAAAUCUACUGUAACCUUUCAGUUUUUUAAUUGGCUUGAAAUUAAUCCACGUUAACGGUGUGUUUCUAAUAUCCGAGUAUGAUACAGAUAAAUAUUAUUAUGCUAAUCUAAUAUAAUGUGUUGGCCCAGUAGUUAUGACAUGUUUCUGAUGUUUUUAUGUUUCCACUAUGAGCUCAAAGUGUAUCUGUCUUUUUGUUGUGUUCAUGAAUUCCAUGUUUUAUAUUUAUACAUCUGUGAGGUUCUUUUGCUUAUUUAUGAUUAGCAGUCGGUAACGUUUUUGUGAGACGGUUAGACAGAGUUUGGAGUGUGUGAGGGGUACUUGUACUGUCUCUGAAACUGUAAGUUAGAUUUCAUUUCUAGCUAUUCAAAUGUCAGGUAAACUCAUUUCUGGAAGUGUUGGCUAAAUCUCCUAUCCUGGUUUAAGAAAAGUGGCAUGCAUGCUUUUUGUUAAAUCCAUUUAAUUUCUGUUAUUUCAGGCAAUGCUCACUGAAUAGUCAUAAUAAAUGACAUUAGCAGUGGGUAAAAAGUACAAGGAUGGUAGAUAAAAAAGUCAAAAGUAGUCUACUACUUGGAAAACAAAUUAUGAGAAUUUAUGGAAACAGAUGCUAACUCUUAUGUCCAGAUGUUUUUUUAUAUUAAAUAAUUUUAAAUACAGAAGAUGUACCGUAGGUUUUACAUUUACUGGUUAUUUUGUCCCCAGUAAAUAAGCACAGUGAUAAGUCAGAACAAAAUGAGAUUAAAGCUGAAUUUAAAGAGACAAUGUGUAGUUUUUACCAUUCAUCUAUAGAAAUAUCCAUCGAAAUGUUGUUGAAAAUGAAUCAAAUGAUGCCCAGGUGCAAACAUAUAUUGGUGGUUUCAUAACAUAUAACCAUAAAAAUUGGGUCUAAGUGUCUGGGUGAUGCCGUAUUAGAUGUCAUGUUUCCUUCUAUGGGAGCCUGUGAGGACAAAAUGCAUUUACUGAUUUGUAACCGUUACAAAACUUUCGCCAUUCAUGAAUGUUGCUUUACAUAUUUACGUCUUCACUUGUUGCUAAUGAUGAAAGGGCGUCUGAUGUGCUUGUCAUUUGGUUGGAGGUUGGGCUACCAGGGAUUUUUGACCCUCAUGGCCAUCCGUUGGUAAGGUCUUACUCGAACACAAAAAUACUGCUUGCUUGCAAUGAUUUAGGUAUUUGCUGCCCCCUAUCGCCAGGGAAGAUACACAUUGUCACUUUAUAGGCUGAAAAUACAAAGAAUGUAAAACAUCUUUGUUAUAAAUGACUGAUUCUUACUGGUUAUACUUAGCCCAGUUUAAAGGAGACUCUUCUGGCCUGUAGUCACUAUAACUCCUUACCUGCCAAGUGCACUGAUGUGGAGAGGAUCUAACAAAACUGAUUUAAAAGACUGACAGUCACGCAUCUGUAAUGAAGACUAGUGGCAGAGGGCCCGCUCUUAAAAAAAAAAAAUGCAAAUUAAGAAAUAAAACAAGGCAGUCAGUAGUCAGGUCCUCAUGAAUGACUUUAAAAUGAAUCCCUAAGAAGCCCAAAGCAAAGAAACAUUGUUGGACUAAGAAUGCCAACAAUUCUCCUGCUUCAGGAUCUGGAACCAACACAGACUAAGAUGAAUAAACCUUACCAUCCCUCUCUGCUGUGCUUGAGCACUGUUGUUAAAGCCCCUAACUGCUGAGGAAGAUGUUUUGUGUGGGCAUGAUUAAGAAAUGCUGACAAAGCACCGUCCAGUUAACACCAGUAAUAGACUCCCUAAUCUCAGGUUCUGUUCACUCACCCACUGGAUUUGUGAAUGCUACCUUCAAAACACAAAAGUGAAGUAACAUAACUUAAAAAACGAAUAUUUGAUGACUUUGUCAUGUUUUCCAAAAGGCCAUCUGAAUUAGAAGAUGCAGUCGACUCAGUGUCAAAUCAAGUCAAGGAUUCGUUAUUCUAGACUCUUAGUCAAAUUCACAGAGGUAGAAGAACAUGGUACAGGUAAGAUCAAAUGAAAUGAGGACAAUAUGACAUGCUAAAGGGACCAAAUGAUAAUAAGAACAAGAACUAGAGAUAAUAACAGUGGUGUGAAAAUAAAGCAUAAAUUGUUGUAACUCUGUAGUCAAAAAAAAAAAGACUGCUAUAACAGUGUUUCCAGACCUUGAACGGUAGCGUGUUGCACUGGCACGGGCAUUGGUUAGAUGUAAAACAGUCACAUUUUUUGGAAUAGUUCAGCCUACAAAUACAUUUAUAAAUAAAAUGUUUUAAGACAGCUUGCAGGGUGCUCACCCUCGCAUUUUCAAAAGUCUCACUUGCACUCGUCCAUCAAAGCUUCCUUAGUGUCAAACGCAGAGCAUCAUAGUGGUAGAGUCACGUUGCUGUUAUCCAAUCCGAGGCGAGAUGUCCAAAUAUCAGGAAAUAAGACUCCAAAUCCUGCCGUCUGCUGCCACUUUCUGCUGCAGCAGACAUGCCCGUGCUGAUCUACGUGCUAAAAUGCGCUUAAAUAUUGAAAGUUUCCUGAUAAAUUUAAAUCAGGCAAUAUUUUGAUAUAAAUGUCAAAUCUAAGUCUAACUAGAAUUUCAGAGACAUAGAAGCACCCAUAUGAAAAUUAACAACUAAACUCUGUCUAGAAACAUUGUCCUCUCACAUCUCAGUCUGCAGGUCUUGUAAUGUCGGUAGCUAAGUACCUUAGCCAUAGUCCACUCCUCCUCUUAUAGCUUGUGUGUAAAGAGUUAUGAAUUAUAGUUUGGUACACUAAAACUGCAGCAGCAGCAGCCAUACUGACUGAGGGCCUUUAUGACUGCACAAACUGAAAAUCUAUGGUGUGUUGUGUUAUGAUUGUGAUUAUGACGAUGAUGGUGACAAAGCAUUUUCCUGGUCAAUAUGCAUCGAUUUGAAUAAAAACAUAUCACACCUG